AUGCGCUUUUCCAGCGUGACCACCCUGCUCGGCAUCACCACCGCACACCUCGCCGGUGUCCUUUGCCAGAGCCCCGGCGAUCCCCCACCAUGGCACAACGGUGUCAUCACAGAGGAUGGCUCUUGCGGCCCUGACAUGUCCGACGACUGGGUAUGCACACCUACCUGGGGAGCCUGUUGCGGUGCCGACGGCCGCUGCGGCUUCCAGGCAGCCUGUGGUGAUGGCUGUCAGCAAGGCUACGGCAACUGCAACGUCCCCUGGACCGGUGUGCCCUCUCCAGACGGCUCCUGCGGCUACCCAAACCUCUACAACUGCACCAACUCGGGCUUCGGCUCCUGCUGCUCCGCCACCAACUGGUGCGGCGACUCCUCCGCCCACUGCGGCGCCGGUUGUCAGUCUCUCUUCGGCACCUGCACCGAGUCCAACGUCAGCACCGACGGCUCUUGCGGCCCCGCCAACGGUGACAAGACCUGUGCCGGCUCCGGCUUCGGCUCCUGCUGCUCGGCCGGGGGUUGGUGCGGCAACACCACCGAUCACUGCGCCGCCGGCUGCCAGUCCGGCUUCGGCACCUGCGAUGCCGGCAGCGGCAACGUCUCCACUGACGGGCAGUGCGGUGCCAGCAAUGGCAAGACCUGCGCCGGUUCCGGGUUUGGUGACUGCUGCUCCGCGGGGGGGUGGUGCGGCGAAACGGCAAGACGUGUGCCGGAUCUGGCUUUGGAGACUGUUGCUCUACUGCCGGCUUCUGUGGCGGCACCACCACCCACUGCGGCGCCGGUUGUCAGUCCGGCUUUGGCACAUGCUCCGGGGGAAGCGGCACUAUCUCCACCGACGGGAGGUGCGGCACCUUCAACAGCAAGACGUGUACCGGAUCGGGCUUCGGAACCUGCUGCUCGGCCGGCGGCUACUGCGGAAGCACCAACGACCACUGCCAAGCGGGUUGUCAAGCGUCAUUUGGGACCUGUAGCAGCGGGAGCGGCACCAUCUCCACCGAUGGAAGAUGCGGCACGUUCAACGGCAAGACAUGCACAGGAUCGGGCUUCGGGAACUGUUGUUCCUCUGGCGGGUAUUGCGGAAGCGCAAACGACCACUGCCAAGCGGGCUGCCAGGCGUCCUUCGGUACCUGCAGCGGUGGAAGCGGGACGAUCUCGACGGACGGCAAAUGCGGCUUGA
Messenger RNA from Podospora pseudocomata, 1170 nucleotides. RefSeq lists its product as uncharacterized. NCBI's taxonomy places the organism in Eukaryota, Fungi, Ascomycota, Sordariomycetes, Sordariales, Podosporaceae. The transcript has 3 exons. Bases 1 to 1170 code for a protein of 389 amino acids. The record is from RefSeq and is a predicted model, not a curated record. Gene Ontology annotation, molecular function: chitin binding.